Molecule: messenger RNA, 1047 nt
Organism: Hirsutella rhossiliensis
Lineage: Eukaryota; Fungi; Ascomycota; Sordariomycetes; Hypocreales; Ophiocordycipitaceae
Product: NUDIX domain-containing protein
Exons: 2
Coding region: 1-1047 (348 amino acids)
Cellular component (GO): mitochondrion
Molecular function (GO): hydrolase activity, acting on acid anhydrides, in phosphorus-containing anhydrides
Source: RefSeq, a predicted model, not a curated record
AUGGGAGACACCAAGCCCAGGUCCAGGGGCGCCAUGGUCGAGGCCCGCCCCAGCGCAUCCGUCAUGGUGCUGUCGGCGGCCAACGAGGUGCUGGUGCUGCAGCGCGUGCAGUCGUCGACGUCGUUUGCCUCGGCGCACGUCUUCCCCGGCGGCAACCUCGACGCCUUCCACGACGGCGCCGUGCCCGGGCCGCAGUCGCCGGCGCGGCACCGCGAUGGACCGGCCUACCGCAUGGCCGCCGUCAGGGAGUGCUUCGAGGAGACGGGCAUCCUGCUGGCCACGGGCAGGCAGGGGCUCAUCAGCCUGCCGGCGGCGGAGCGGGAUGCGGCGCGGGCGAGGAUCCAUGCCAACGAGGUUCCGUUUGGGGAGUGGUUGGCGUCGGUUGGCGGUGUUGCUGAUACCGAGAACCUCAUCCCCUUCACGCGAUGGAUCACCCCCGUCGGGGUGCCCAAGCGCUUCACGACGCAAAUGUACGUCUACCAGCUGCCUCUCUCGCGCUCGGCAGUGCCGUCCGAGAUGCUCAUCCCCACGCCGGACAACGGCGUCGAGCACACGGCAGCCCUCUUCGCGCCUGCGCACGUCUCCCUCGGCCGCGUCGCCGACGGCUCCAUGACGCUCUUCCCGCCGCAGUACUACCUCUUGCACCUGCUCAACGGCUUUCUGGGCGACGGCAAUACCAGCAGCAGCAGCAGCAACAGCAGCAGGGAACCCAUCGAAGCCGGGCCGCUGCACCGCGCCGCGCAGCGCAAGAAGCUGCUGGCGUGGCUGCGGCGCACGCCCACGGCCGCCGACAGCCACGCGACGGCGCGCAUCCCCUGGGGCGAAAAGGUCAUGUGCCCGGUUCGGCUGCCGGUGCGGCGGGCCGACGGGCGCGUUGUGCUCGGGCUGGAUAAGCCGGGCCCGGAGCUCGAGGGCGAGCCGAGGGGCGGCGACUGGGAGAGGGUGGUGCUGGUCAACUUUGCCCAGGGGGGGCCGCGGGAUCUGGAGAUUCGGUCGAGGAGGGCCGUGCUGCGGGAGGACAAGCAGGACGAGGCGGCACGGCUGUGA